AUGAAUACCGGAGAGGAGUGUGCCAAUGGGUAUGCUUCUGCUGCCAGAGCCUCUGGCCUCCUGUGCACCCUCCCUAGGCAAAGUUAUCCUCAACUGAAGCCCAGGAGCCUGGCAAGAAUCAAUACCCUUGUCCCUGAUCCCUCUGCAGCUCCAAGCUCUGGAAAUGUGCCCAAAGCUCCAGAACUGGAUCCUGUCCAUCCUUUGAAAAUGUCUGAACCUCUCCAAAGUGAUAUUGCUGAGCUUCUGCAAAGGGUUUUGUCCUUGGGCCCAUUGACUUUUAGGGUGAAAAAUCUUUAUAAAAGCCCCACAUCUGCUUCUGUGAAGUAUUUUUACACCGUCACCAUAGAAGUGGUCGACGGUCCUGACUCUGAAGCAGAAAAAGAUCAGCAGGCAGAGAAUAAACCCAGCUGGUCAGUCCCAGCUCCUGACUGGCGAGCCUGGUGGCAGAGGUCCUUGUCCUUGACCAGGACAAACAGCGGGGACCAGGACUAUAAGUAUGACAGUACCUCAGAUGACAGCAACUUCCUCAGUGUUCCUAGGGGGUGGGACCAUCCAGCCCCAGGCCACCGGACUUUUGAAACCAAAGAACAGCCAGAAUAUGAUUCCACAGACGGUGAGGGUGACUGGAGUCUCUGGUCUGUCUGCAGCGUCACCUGUGGAAAUGGCAACCAGAAACGGACCCGUUCUUGUGGCUAUGCAUGCAUUGCAACAGAGUCAAGGACUUGUGACCGUCCAAACUGCCCAGGAAUUGAAGACACUUUCAGGACAGCAGCCACUGAAGUGAGUCUGCUUGCGGGAAGUGAGGAGUUUAAUGCCACCAAGUUGUUUGAAGUUGACAUGGACAGCUGUGAGCGAUGGAUGAGCUGCAAGAGCGAGUUCUUAAAGAAAUACAUGCACAAAGUGAUCAAUGACCUGCCCAGCUGUCCCUGUUCUUACCCCACUGAGGUGGCUUACAGCACAGCCGACAUAUUUGACCGCAUCAAGCGCAAGGACUUCCGAUGGAAGGAUGCCAGUGGGCCCAAAGAGAAAUUGGAGAUCUACAAGCCUACUGCCCGAUACUGCAUCCGCUCUAUGCUAUCCCUGGAAAGUACCACACUGGCUGCCCAGCACUGUUGCUAUGGUGACAACAUGCAGCUCAUCACGAGGGGCAAAGGGGCAGGCACGCCCAACCUCAUCAGCACUGAGUUUUCUGCUGAGCUCCACUACAAAGUGGACGUUCUGCCCUGGAUCAUCUGCAAGGGCGACUGGAGCAGGUAUAAUGAGGCCCGGCCUCCCAAUAAUGGACAGAAGUGCACAGAGAGCCCUUCUGACGAGGACUACAUUAAACAGUUCCAAGAGGCCAGGGAGUACUAAAGCACUGCUGGUUUGGAGGCACAAAUGCACUGAUCUGCCCACUGUCACCCAGUUUUUUUAAUCCACAUUUUUGUAUAUUUGUAUAUUCCACAUGAGUAUUUUUUUUAAGUACACUAGGGGUAUGCACCAGGUCUGGGGGACUAUGUCCGUUGUCUGCAAACCGUGUUGGAAGUCAUCCAAGUGGCUGCGUAGGCAGGAAGAGGAACCUGGAGGCUGUAGUGGGUGUGAUUCCAUCCCCACCUCCAUCCAGUGCACAAGAGCACAGAGACUGAGGUUGUAAACAUUAUAAGCAGUUUUUAUAUAUAACUUAUUUAAUACAAAUGUGACUUAAGCUUAACCUUUUCUCUGGAGUUGUUCUUGUAAAAAAUAUUUAAUCGCUUCUGAGAGGGCUCAAAAAGGAAAGGACUUAGGGGAGUGGAGAGAAAAGGAAUCUUGCAGUGGAAAUGCAUAAAAAUGAGAAAACAGCCACCUUACACCAGGUGCUCUUUAGUCAUAGGGCAUUCUCUGGAGUCACAGAUUCCAACGUUUUCUUGUCUUAGACUAGGCAAGGGGUGGAUAGUAAGUGAAUAUUUAGAGUCAAGUCUAAGACACUGUUUUAAAGGCUUUAAACUAAAUGACCUGUGUGAUUCUACUAAAGAGCUCCGGCAGCAGCAUUGCUGCUGUGCCUUAAUAAGCUCAGAAGACUGCAAGAAGUUCAGGCGUGAAGUCAGAAGAGGCACUUUCCAAAAAAAAAAAAAAAAAA
This is a messenger RNA of Cricetulus griseus (Chinese hamster), 2095 nucleotides long. Lineage: Eukaryota; Metazoa; Chordata; Mammalia; Rodentia; Cricetidae. The record is from RefSeq and is a predicted model, not a curated record.